AUGGCUUUAACUCGCUCUAGCCAUCGAUCCAUACCACUUAUCAACACGCUCACACUGAGCCGAAGGACACUCCUCGGUACCGGUGCUAUCGUUGCUUGUAUCGCUGCCAUCUCGUCUGGCCAUUUGCAUACAAUCAGUGCGACCAGGGCCAGUUCUUCAGCCGCAGCGCCCUUCAAAUCCCACCUCCGUCUGUUUUCCUCCUCCCCAGCGACGGCAUUCAAAAUGGGCUCCACUGCCUCUUCACGGUCAGCUCCCGAGUCUUUCCCCAAGGGUAUGUCCGACUCAGAAUGGCGUACCAAGCUCAACCCGGAGCAGUUCCGCAUCUUGCGUGAAAAGGGUACCGAAAUGGCGGGCACGGGAAAGUACAACAAGCACUACCCCAAGGAUGGCGUCUACACGUGUGCUGGCUGCGACUCGCCGCUUUACAAGGCGACGACCAAGUUCGACUCGGGCUGCGGAUGGCCCGCCUUCUUUGACGCUAUCCCAGGCGCAAUUGACCGACACUCAGACAGGAGUUGGGGCAUGGAGCGUAUUGAGAUCACUUGCAAGAACUGCGGCGGUCACUUGGGCCACGUCUUUAAAGGAGAAGGCUUCAAUACUCCCACUAAUGAGCGUCACUGUGUUAACAGCGUCUCGAUCAACUUUGACAAGGAUGAGGCCAAAAUUUAA
Messenger RNA from Mycosarcoma maydis (corn smut), 669 nucleotides. Its product is annotated as peptide-methionine (R)-S-oxide reductase. The transcript has a single exon. Gene Ontology annotation, molecular function: peptide-methionine (R)-S-oxide reductase activity. The coding region runs from base 1 to 669 and encodes 222 amino acids. Lineage: Eukaryota; Fungi; Basidiomycota; Ustilaginomycetes; Ustilaginales. Gene Ontology annotation, biological process: response to oxidative stress; protein repair. The record is from RefSeq and is a predicted model, not a curated record.